Tuber melanosporum (Perigord truffle) is the source of this 1038-nucleotide messenger RNA. RefSeq lists its product as uncharacterized. The coding region runs from base 1 to 1038 and encodes 345 amino acids. Gene Ontology annotation, molecular function: protein serine/threonine kinase activity. The transcript has 3 exons. The record is from RefSeq and is a predicted model, not a curated record. Lineage: Eukaryota; Fungi; Ascomycota; Pezizomycetes; Pezizales; Tuberaceae.
AUGUCGUCCGCCUACAGCGAUAAUUCUUUUCUUAAUCCAGGGCCAGCCCCAAGACCUCCAGGAACUCGUUCGCCGCUAAGCGUAAACUCUAACUCUAACCAGAGCAACCAUCAUCCACAACCCUCCACCUCAUCCACUCUCACCUCCUCAACAAUUGUUUCCCCUUCACCUUUUGGUUCAACAAUUAGUUUAGUGUCAACCUCGACCGGCAUAAUGAACAGCGGAGGAGGAGGCGGUAGCGGUUCGUCAUUUUCUCAAGAUAGGAGAAUCCGCGAAGGUUGGGCAACCAUCAAGGAGGAUGGACUCAAGUCUUUGUAUUGGGCGAAAAAGUACAUCAUUUUGCGCGAAGUUUCUUUGGACUUUCUCAAGACCGAAUCAUCAUCUUCCCCCACAUUGUCUGUUUCCCUUAAGGAUAUUGUGUCAGUUAAUCGCACCGACAUGAAACCGUACUGCUUUGAGGUUGUCAGAAUGGCCUCUUCUCAGAACGGUGCUAGCUCGAUGGCUUCAGACGCUCCUAGGAGAACAGUAUUUGUUUCUGUCAAAUCUGAACAGGAGUUAUAUGACUGGGUUGAAGACGUUUAUUCUAGGUGUCCUUCUAUGGGCGGGGUUAGUAACCCCACGAACUUUACUCAUAAAGUCCAUGUCGGGUUCGAUCCCGUCAGCGGUGGAUUUACGGGACUUCCCGAAGAGUGGAGCAAGCUUUUGAACUCCAGCGCCAUCACUAAGGAAGAUUACCAGAAGAACCCCCAGGCUGUUAUUGAAGUGUUGGAGUUUUAUACCGAGGGUCAGCGUGGUUUGAAUAGCCAGAAUGCCCAACGGAGCCAGCAACCGCCCCAACAGCCACAAAAUUUGCGCGCGCCCUCUCAGUCGAGCCAACAGAGCAGCAGCAGCAACAGCAGGCGAGACCACCCGCCGGUGCUGCUAAGCAACAGCCACAGACCCAAGCUCAGGCUUCCCGUAUUCCAGCACCUACAACCCCUACUAUUAAGCCACUUAAUGUUCCCACUAAAGCAGCCCCAUCCAAAGAGGCUGUCAUGA